AUGACUUCGAAAUCGUGUACGGGCUCGGAUCCACAUGUCACUAGAAGACUUUGUGCAACUCUUAUGUGUCUUAUUGGGAUCCUGUGUAUUUGCGCAGGUUAUUUAUUCGGUCGAAUGGCACGUAACGAAGUGAGACGGGGUAACGACAUAAUUUCAAGCAAUUUGACAAUAGCUGCCGACAAGUUGUUCAGAAAAGCAAAACGGAUCUCGCCAAAAGCUGUCCAUCACAACGAUCCGGGGAAAAUGACCCUGAAAAUUUUGGAUAUAUUCCAUUGCGAGCCGAACGACUGUGGCUCUGUAGCCAAUGACAACGUAGCAGACUUCAUAAAAACCUCAAUAAAUUACGAAGUAAAUAAAUUAAUUAGGUCAAUAUACAACGCCUCUCUAUAUCUCGAUUCGUUGAGGUGA
Molecule: messenger RNA, 408 nt
Organism: Pieris macdunnoughi
Lineage: Eukaryota; Metazoa; Arthropoda; Insecta; Lepidoptera; Pieridae
Source: the annotation of a GenBank genome assembly